Molecule: messenger RNA, 3605 nt
Organism: Styela clava
Lineage: Eukaryota; Metazoa; Chordata; Ascidiacea; Stolidobranchia; Styelidae
Source: RefSeq, a predicted model, not a curated record
AUGCUUCGACUGCAAAGCAAGCGAGGGAGAAAACCCAUCGAUGUUGCAAAGGAAAGUUGUUUGAAAAAUUUGUCCACAUCCGAUUUUUCUGUUAAACUGGUGGAUUCUGAAAUUGGCAAAGGUCUUUUCGCUGAAAAAUCAUUCUGUCAGGGCGACUUUUUGUUAGAGUAUAAAGACAAAAGACUAGAUGAAGAUGACGGUCUAGCGACAGAGAGCAUUUUCACUUAUUUUUUUCAACACUCAUCCAAAAUAUUCUGCAUUGAUGCCCAAGAAACUGACUGUAUAUGCAAAUAUGCAAAUGAUGAUUGGAACAAUCCGAACGCAACAAUGAAGAAAAUAGUAGUGGAAGAUGUCCCUCACCUUUGCUUAUUUGCUCGUCGAGACAUCAACGUAGGAGACGAAAUCCGAUACGACUACAAUUACCCAAACGCACCUUGGCGUAAAAUAAAGUGGUCUAUCGGCCAGAGUUCUGCAGAAGAUGCAGAAAGUACAGAAGAUAUUAACAAUGUCGGUGUCGGGGAAAUAGAUUUAUUUUUGACUGAAGAAUUUGGAGAUUUGUUGGCACCGCCUAAUACAGAAAACAGCGACACCGGAAUAAACAAUAUUUUAUAUCAAAAUCAAUCAGAUAACAAUACAAACGAAGAAUUUGAAAAUGCAAUCGAUUUAUUUUUUCCUCGAGAAGUAGGAGAUAUCACAUCCGAUGGGUUGAUGCCACAUAGUAUAGGUGAUUCUCCCGCGAGAUGGCCGACCCUUCAAAACUUAGCAGACGGAAAUGCUGAAAGUGACUCCGCGGUUGCUGUGACAGGAGAUGAGUCUACAGACUAUGUCCCAGCAUCUUCAGAGUCACUUUCAAUAAGCGAUUUGAGUGAUUCUAAAGAAAACCAUACAAAUAACAAAGACGAUAACGGUUGUAAAUCGAAGCCAAAAAAGCUUUUGAAUAAAGAAAUGCAAUCCAAAAAGGAAACAAACAGAAAAAAGAGAAUUCCACGGCCUUGCUUAUUCUGCGGGAAAUUUAUUGUCAAACUUAAAAGACAUUUGUCCACUAUACAUAAAGAGGAGCCGACAAUAUGCAAAAUAUUUUCGCUCCCCUUUGCAAAAAGGCAGCAAGAAUUUGAUAUAAUAAGAAAAAAGGGAAUCUUCCAAUAUAACAUGCAAAUGUUAAAGGACCGUAAACCGUUAAUAGCGGAAAGACACCAAGGCCGUGGCAGUAUGAAAAUUUGCACCAACUGUUCCGGCUUCUUCCAAAGAAAAACAUUUCACAGACAUCAUCAGUUGUGUCGAAGCAAAUUUGGUAGUCCUGCUUCUGCGACGGGUUUGUGCGUCGAAUCCAUGGUUUGUCAUGGUGAUGAAGCAUUUGCUGACUUGCUCACACGAUUUCAAAAUGACGAAAAGGGAAAUUUAUGUAGACAGGAUGAGUUAAUAAAGACUGUCGGCCGAAGCCAAUUUCAGAAACACCGAAAGAAAACUGAAAAGAAAUCAGAAUCGAGGAAGGCCGUAAUGGCGAAUAUGAGAUUGUUGGCAUCCCUUUUUGUCGAAUUCAAAUCGUGUGCAACAAAACAAAAUGUAAAUGUAUCGUCGGAGAAUAUGCUUCGACGCGAGUAUUUCAUGAUUUUAGAAGAAGCCAUACAAAAUAUUGCAACACACGAGGAUGGUGCAUUAAAAUCGGGGUUAAUGGUCAAUAUUGGAAAUUUACUCAAAAUGGCCGCCAAAGUAAUGAAAGGAACCCACCUCAUGAAUUUGAAUGACGAAAAAGCGGAACAAAUAGAAAAGUUCGAAGCUGUUUUACAAUUAAGAUGGAUACGAAAUUUUGGCGAUGCCGAAUACCAGGUUGUAAAAAAUAGACAAUCUAAACUAAGAUUGCCAAGUGAGCUACCUAUUGAAAACGACGUGACACAGAUUCGAAAGUACACCCUUGAAACGAUGCAGCGAGAAGUCAGUGAUGAUUUGUCAUUGUGGGGCCCCGAAAAAUUCAUAGUUGUCCGUAAUUUGGUUAUCUCCCGUUUAACGCUUUUUAAUGCUAGGCGAGGAGGCGAGCCAAGUAGGUUGUUGGUGAGGCACUGGGAAGAGGCAAAAAGGGAACAAUGGAUCGAUAAGCAACGUCGUUCAAAAGCAAUUUCGCCGAUGGACAAGUUUCUUAUGGAUAAUUUUAAAGUAAUAUAUCACGGUGGGAAAGGCAUUUCUCAUCUAGUCCCAGCACUUGUGCCGCCUGACUGUGUCGAAGCAUUAGACGCGCUUUCAGAUCCAGAGAUACGGCAGCUAUGCGAUAUAAACAAUAAAAAUGAAUUCCUGUUUCCCAGUACACGCCAUUCUAUGGAUCAUGCCAGCGGCUGGCACUGUACAAAGGAUGUCGCUACUGCUGCGGGAAUAAAAACCAAUAUUACAGCUACACAAAUGCGGCACAGAGCAGCAACUUUGUAUGCCGAACUCGAUGUACCCGAAAAUUUCAGGGAUGCUUUUUUUCGUCACAUGGGACACUCCAAAGAAAUAAACAAAAACGUUUAUCAAUGUCCACUGGCAGUACAAGAAAUAACACAAGUCGGAUCAUACUUGGCUAAUAUAGAUGGAUUUUCACUUCCCCAAGGUAAUCUUCAUAAUAUUGCACCAACACCUUCUGAAAAACAUAGUAUCUCUUCGUUCGAAGAAGGUGAAGAAGAAUUCAGGGAAAGAGAAACUUCAAUUUCUACGCAGUUGCAAAAUACUACUCAAUCAUCAUCCGGUACGUCCCUAUGUGAUGAAGAAAUUAUAGGAAAAAAACGAGUAAGAAGAUAUACAAGAUGGUCGCCUUCUGCCACGUCCAGUCUUUUGACCUUUUUCAAAUCCUAUAUCGAAGACACCUCAUCUACAGGGUGCAAGGGCACUUUACCAGGCCGGAAGAUAAUAAAAGAAUUUCUAGAAAAGCAUCAUGAUAUUCUCGAAGGUCUAUGCGAAAAAGAAAAAGUUUGUGCAACACACACAAAAGUCUUUAACGAACGAAAUAAAUUUAGACGAAAGUAUGAUGCCAGCUUAAAAGCUUUGACCGAAUGAGCCUAUUAAGUUGACUUGCAGUUUCUUUUUAAUUAAUGGUCGCGGUACCGAACCUGAUUCUUUUAUUUAAUACUUUUAUCAGCGAAUGUGUCAGCGUUACAUAUUCAUUGUGUCCAUGUUUUUUUUUACUGUAGGGUAUAGUUGACUGUAUACUGUUUAGAGUUUUGUUUUACAAUUAUAGGUUACACUAAACUUAGUCGAAUAAUUGGACAUUUUAAAUAUCAAUAUGCUCCCAGAAUUAACUCAAUGUCACAAUUAUAGAGGUCAGAUGGGUGAUUUAUGAUAUAUUUUGGUGUCGUUUCUCAAUCUAAUUUUAAAAUUUCGUUUUUAAUUAUGCCGCACUCAUGUUGUCAAAUAGGUGGACAUUUUGAAAAUAUUUUGUGCAAUGUUUUUCAAUGGGAGCGGUGUUCCAAAUUUCAUUUUUCAAUUGCGUGUAACACUUAAAAGGCCGUAUACGUAUUUAUUCUGAUUCUCAAAAUGCUUGGCAUUCCAUAUUUUUUUUAUUAUUUGGGUAGUGAAUUAAGUGGUCAGAAAUGUGAACAUUUAAGAAAUAUUUCUCAAUAAUAUUAGAGAAUUUCAGA